Cherax quadricarinatus is the source of this 3352-nucleotide messenger RNA. Lineage: Eukaryota; Metazoa; Arthropoda; Malacostraca; Decapoda; Parastacidae. The record is from RefSeq and is a predicted model, not a curated record.
UAUUACCUUCAGAAAAAGAUUCUCUACAAUCUCGUGAGAAAAUAUAAUAUUUUUUAGAUCCUGUGGGGAGUUUUCAGUUUUGGGGUCUGAACCCUCAAAGGGUUAGUAAAAGAAUACAAGUUAGUAAUUUUGUAAUUAAAAAUUUUCAGAAGAAUCUGUUUAAACACAAGAGCAAACAAUAAUAAUAAUAAUGUUGAGUGUAUCUGCAAAUUUCUUGUAUAUAUAUUAAUCUUUUAACACAAAACAAAAAUUAUGAUAGUGUUUUAAAAACAAUGUAAACUUUAUUAGUGUUCAUAAGUAGGAAAAGUUUUGCCUAAAUAAAUCUUAACAUGGGAAUAUGUUCAUAAGGAAGACCAGGAGUUUAGUGUCCAAAAUAGUUAAAAAAAAAAAAUCUUAAAAUAGACAUGAGUACAUAAGGAAGAUUAACUAUACCACUGUUGUGUGACUAAAAUUUUUUAGAUGAAAUACCUUCAUUUAAAAAAUAUGGAAAAACGUAAAGAACACGAACCAUAUCAAUGUUCAGAGUGUCUGAAAUGUUUUAGUGUAAAAUGCAGUCUUGUGAAUCAUACAAGAGUACAUACAGGAGAUAAACCAUAUCAGUGUUCUGAGUGUCUGAAAUGUUUUAGUAAAAAAAGCAAUCUUGUGUCACAUAUGAGAGUACAUACAGGAGAUAAACCAUUUCAAUGUUCUGAGUGUCUGAAAUGUUUUAGUCAAAAAAGCAAUCUUGUGACACAUAUGAGAGUACAUACAGGAGAUAAACCAUAUCAAUGUUCUGGGUGUCUGAAAUGUUUUAGUGUAAAAACAAAUCUUGUGACACACAUGAGAGUACAUACAGGAGAUAAAAAAUAUCAAUGUUCUGAGUGUCUGAAAUGUUUUAGUGAAAAAAGCAAUGUUGUGACACACAUGAUGACAGUACAUACACGAGAUAAACCAUAUGAAUGUUCUGAGUGUCUGAAAUGUUUUAGUGAAAAAAGCAGUCUUGCAAAGCAUACGAGAGUACAUACAGGAGAUAAACCAUAUCAGUGUUCAGAGUGUCUGAAAUGUUUUAGUGAAAAAAGCAAUGUUGUGACACAUAUGAUGAGAGUACAUACACGAGAUAAACCAUAUGAAUGUUCUGAGUGUCUGAAAUGUUUUAGUAUAAAAAGCAGUCUUGUGACACAUAUGAGAAUACAUACAGGAGAUAACCCAUAUCAGUGUUCAGAGUGUCUGAAAUGUUUUAGUGAAAAAAGCAGUCUUGCGAAGCAUACAAGAGUACAUACAGGAGAUAAGCCAUAUCAGUGUUCUGAGUGUCUGAAAUGUUUUAGUAAAAAAAGCAGUCUUGUGCCACAUAUGAGAGUACAUACAGGAGAUAAACCAUAUCAAUGUUCUGAGUGUCUGAAAUGUUUUAAUCAAAAAAGCAGUCUUGUGACACAUAUGAGAGUACAUACAGGAGAUAAACCAUAUCAGUGUUCUGAGUGUCUGAAAUGUUUUAGUCAGAAAAUCAAUCUUGUGACACAUAUGACAUAACAUACAGGAGAUAAAACAUAUCAAUGUUCUGAGUGUCUGAAAUGUUUUAGUCGAAAAAGCAGUCUUGUGACACAUGCACGAGUACAUUCAGGAGAUAAAACAUGUUAGUAUUUAAUGUUUCAGAAUUUUUUUUUUUUUUUUUUUUUUUUUUCCUCCAACAAGUCGGCCAUCUCCCACCGAGGCAGGGUGACCCAAAAAAGAAAGAAAAUCCCCAAAAAGAAAAUACUUUUAUCAUUCAACACUUUCACCAUGCUCACACAUUAUCACUGUUUUUGCAGAGGUGCUCAGAAUACAACAGUUUAGAAGUAUACACAUAUAAAGAUACACAACAUAUCCCUCCAAACUGCCAAUAUCCCAAACCCCUCCUUUAAAGUGCAGGCAUUGUACUUCCCUUUUCCAGGACUCAAGUCCGACUAUAUGAAAAUAACUGGUUUCCCUGAAUCCCUUCACUAAAUAUUACCCUGCUCACACUCCAACAGAUUGUCUGGUCCCAAGUACCAUUCGUCUCCAUUCACUCCUAUCUAACACGCUCAAGCACGCUUGCUGGAAGUCCAAGCCCCUUGCCCACAAAACCUCCUUUACCCCCUCUCCAACCCUUUCGAGGACGACCCCUACCCUGCCUUCCUUCCCCUAUAGAUUUAUAUGCUUUCCAUGUCAUUCUACUUUGAUCCAUUCUCUAAAUGACCAAACCACCUCAACAACCCUCUUCUGCCCUCUGACUAAUACUUUUAUUAACUCCACACUUUUUCCUAAUUUCCACACUCCUAAUUUUCUGCAUAAUAUUUACACCACACAUUGCCCUUAACCCUUUGAGGGUUUUCGUCGUACUAGUACGUCUUACGCGUAGGGGUUUUUGACGUACUAGUACUCAUAAAUUCUAGCGACCUCAAAUCUAGUGGGAGAAAGCUGGUAGGCCUUCAUAUGAAAGAAUGGGUCUAUGUGGUCAGUGUGCACAGUCUAAAAAAAAUCCUGCAGCACACGGUGCAUAAUGAGAAAAAAAAAACUUUUUCCAUUUUUUUUUAAUAAAUCAGCGACUUUGCAGUGUAUUUUCGUAUAGUAUUUAUUGUUGUAUUCUAGUUUUCUUGGUCUCAUUUUAUAGAAUGGAAGACAUAUUACUGAAAUUGAGAUGAUUUUGACUGGUUUUACAAUGAAAGGUGCCUUGAAAUUGAGCUCAAAGUAGCAGAAAAUGUUCGAUUUUUACCAAACUUCAAAAGUAAACAAAUCGUGCCAAGCGUGCAAUACACGUCAACUGGUGAGUCUAAUAUUCUUUCACAAGUGCACCAAUAAUAUUUAUACCAUUUUUUACACUAAUGCAGUAGUCUGCAUAACAGUAAAUCUUAUAUUUUUUGUGAGAAUAAAAAUUCAAAGUGGAAAGCAAAAGAAUAUAAGAGGGGCCUUGAGACGUGACUAAUGACUAGAGAAAUGUCAUUUUAGUGCCAGGAAUGUCUUUCUUGUUUAUUCUUGACCCUAUUCCGAAAUUGGCAUCUUUUGAAAUUUGUGUGAAAUUGGCAAAAUUGCUAAAUUCUGACCACUGUACUGGAUAGUUGAAUUUAUAAAUGGGUGGUUUCUUGCACCCAUUCGAUAGAAAAAAUGGAGUUCUAGCGAAAUAUUCAUGUUUUUUGUCGACUAGUACAGUGAAAUUGGCCGAAAAUGGGGUUCAAAGUGGGCAAAAUCGCCGAUCCGUAAACAUCGCAGAGACCGCUAACUUUGCGAGAGCAUAAUUCCGUAAGUUUUCUAUCAAAUUUCAAACUUUUGGUGUCGUUAUGAUCGGGAAAAGAUUCUCUAUCUUUUCAUAAGAGAAAAUAAUUUUUUUUUUUUUUUAAAUUUGGCCGACCCUGAGAACGAG